AUGGCUAAUGUCGACCAUGUCCUACAGUCUGACUCAAGUAACGAGAAAUUCCACUUGUACGGCCCACGUUGCUCUCUUGGAUCAUUUGGGAUGGCCAUGCUGGCACAUUUCUCCGAGAUGGUAUCAGUGCACUCGCCUGCGUUUGCCUCUAUCAAGAAGGUCUUGCGAGAGCGAACUAUCCAAGCAGCUCUGGCGGAACCAUGCCUCCUGUAUUCUAUAAUGGGACUGGCGAGCACCCACUUGGCCUAUGCUUUCCCCUCAGAUCCAAAGCAUACCAUGAUAGCUACACGCUUUCGACAUAAGGCCACCCGCCUAUAUCGGCAGCAUCUUGAGCUACCAAUCAGUCGAGAUAACAUGGACAUGCUAAUUACAAGCUGCAUGUUGGUCGGAAUGUUCUCCUUCUCCGCCGAGACGACAUCCCCGCUGGACUCUUGGGUUUUCUCAGACGAUCCGGUCAACAUGAAUUGGCUCUGUGUUCAAUGUGGUCUGCGCUGUCUCCUGGAGAUCACCAAGCCGUGGAUGAAUGAGAGCAUCUGGAAUGAACCGUUUCAAGAAUCGAGCAACUACGAAUAUGCUGAUGACCAUCGAAUGGGUCGGGAAAAUCUCGAUCCCGAUCUUGCCGACUUAUGCGAUAUUACUGAUACCACGACGGAAGAAACAAAUCCCUUCCAUUGGCCUCUUCGUAUGCUGUGCCCAUUACUGCACAUCCCGCGGCAUAAAUGCGGGGAGCCUCGCAUAACAAACUUUAUGGGUCGACUGCUCCCGGGUUUCGUGAAUCUACUCGCUACAAAAGAGCCUCGUGCUCUACUUAUCUUGUCAUACUGGUUAGCGCUGAUGUGUACUUCUGUUGAUGAGUGGUGGGUUGGCCCCCGCGUUAGGCUUGAAUGUCAAGCCAUUUGCAUGUAUCUUGAAGCAUGCGGUGACGGGCGGAUUAUCGAGUUACUUGACUUUCCGGCAAGGGCUUGUGGAUAUAAAUGA
Aspergillus caelatus is the source of this 978-nucleotide messenger RNA. RefSeq lists its product as uncharacterized. NCBI's taxonomy places the organism in Eukaryota, Fungi, Ascomycota, Eurotiomycetes, Eurotiales, Aspergillaceae. The transcript is spliced from 2 exons. Gene Ontology annotation, molecular function: DNA-binding transcription activator activity, RNA polymerase II-specific. The record is from RefSeq and is a predicted model, not a curated record. The coding region runs from base 1 to 978 and encodes 325 amino acids. Gene Ontology annotation, biological process: regulation of transcription by RNA polymerase II.